AUGUCGGUGUUGUUCAACGUGAACGGUCGGGAUGUUCACGCGGACGCGUUGGAUCCGGAAUUGAGUCUUGCCGAUUACCUUCGGAAUUCGUUGGGACUUCGUGGUACAAAACUCGCAUGCGAGGAAGGCGUCUGCGGAUCAUGCACAGUAGUUCUUGGAGAAUGGGACGAGCGCGAGAAUCGAGCCCACUACUCUUCGGUGAACGCUUGCCUGGUGCCAGCCUUCCAGGUUCACGGCAAAUUUGUCAUCACCGUCGAAGGCAUCGGAAGCGCCGACAAAUUGCAUCCGAUUCAGGAGCGACUUGUCAAAGGGCAUGGUGUUCAGUGCGGAUUCUGCUCGCCGGGCUUCGUCAUGUCAGCAUACGCCCUUCUAAGGAACAAUCCGACACCGACGAUCGACGAGAUUACGAGAGCCGUACGAUCGAAUCUGUGUCGUUGUACCGGCUAUCGUCCGAUUCUCGAAUCGCUCUACUCGUUCUCCGACGCCUGUUGUGGCGGUGGCGCGACCAACGGCAAAUGCUGUCGAGACAAACCGAAUUCGGUGUACGAGGAGAAGUUGGCGACGUUCGCCGAUUCACCCAAAUACGAUCCAACGCAAGAGCUCAUAUUUCCGCCAUCCUUGCGCGCCAUCGAACCCAACGAUAGUGUCGAAGUUCUCAAAGGGUCUCGUGUCGACGUGCACAUUCCGAAGAGCCUGAAACAGUUAGAGGAGGUGCUCGACGAGAAUCAAGGUGUGAAGGUGGUCUCGAGUGGAUUGAUCACUAGAAUGAUAACCGCCAGCAAGGCAACGACGUCGGAGAAAUGGGUCUCGACGCGUCAUAUCCCCGAAUUCAGUCGAAUCACGAAAGAGGGCGCGAUUCUACGAAUUGGGUCGUCGGUCUCCAUUGAGAAAUUCGUCGAGGCGAUUAUCUGUCAUUGUCAUGAAAACGUGCGAUCUCAAAUCGAGAAAUUCUUCCAUCAAUUCUCGUCGGCACAAGUCGCCAAUUUUGCGACCUGGACUGGUUCGAUUGUGAUGGCGGCGCGAUCGCGAGUCGCUGUCAACGAUCUUCUAAUUCUGUUCGAGACGCUCAAUUGGAAAUUGACGGUGUUGCUGAAGAAUGGCGAGCGGAGAGUGGUGACCAUUGCUGAGUGGUUCGAAAGCGAGCUUCUCGAUCGAGUUGUGAUUGAUGCGCUCAUUGAUACGACUGAGAAUCGACGCGUCUUUUUCUACAAAAUCGGCGAAUCGGCGACAAAUGAUUCGACGAUCUUCAAUUUUGCGGCCGCCUUGUCGCCGAAUCGCAUCAAUAUCGGCGUCGGAGGUCGUCCAGUUCGUCUCGAGCCACUCGAGGAGCAUCUUGAAAUUUGUCGAGAUCCGGAAAGCAUGCUCAAUUAUUGCGGGCAAUGUCUGAAAGUUGAUGACGGCGCGAAGAAACGACUAAUGAAAGCGGUCGUGUCCAAAUUUUGGGAGUUUUUGGAGGAAACUGAGCCGAUCGAGGAAUCGAAUUUCAGCUAUUUGCAGUUUUAUAAGCCAAAAAACGCGAAUUGUGUCGGUCGUCCACUGGCGAAUCAUUAUGGCGAGCGCGCGAUCACCGGAGAAACCGUGUACGUCAAUGACAUCAAAACGUAUGAUGCACUUUACAUCGGUGUUGUGCUCUCAACUCAUGCUCACGCCGAGAUUCUGAGCAUCGAUCCUUCUGAAGCGUUGAAGCUUGACGGAGUUGAAGGAUUCUUCAGCGUCAAAGAUGUUCCCGGCUUGAAUGUUCCGGGAUUGGAUGCGACGAAUGUGGUAUUUCCCGAUGACACCCCGAUUUUUGCUGAUGGCAAGGUUGAAAGCAUUGGUCAAAUUAUUGGCGCGAUUGCCGCUAGCGAUCAGCGGCUUGCUCGUCGCGCCGCGAAACUCGUCAAGGUUGACUAUAAGCCGCUGAAGGCGUUGAUCGAUUUCAAAGAAGCGCGCGAAGCGAACAGCCUUCACGGCAAAGUACAGAAUUACGGAAAACCGCUGGAUGAGAUCAACGCUGCGCUCGAUUCGUGCGAGCAUGUCGUUGACGGCGAGAUUUCGAUUGGCGGACAGGACCAUCUUUAUAUGGAGCCGCAAAGCUCGUUGGUGAUUCCCGGAGAGGACAACGAAUUUGUGGUUCAUUGCUCGACACAAGGCACCGGAUUCACACAGGUGAUGAUGGCGAAGGCGCUGAAUAUUCCAGCUCAUAAAAUAAUUGUCAAGACGAAACGGCUUGGUGGCGGAUUUGGUGGCAAGGUGAACGUUGCCACGUGGCUAGCCACCAUUUGCGCCAUUGCCGCCCGCCGAUUGAAGAAGCCGGUGUUUGGAUGUUAUACGCGAAAUGAGGAUUUGCUCAUCACUGGAAAACGCCAUGCGGUCUAUGCCAAAUAUAGAGUUGGCUUCGAAUCUUCCGGAAAAGUCAAGGCUCUUCACUAUGAGGCUUAUCUUAACGGAGGAUGGUCCAAAGAUCAUACGGAAGGGGUCACUAUGGUUUUGGGAUUGACGUCGAGCGAUGUGUAUGAUUAUGAAAUGUACAGAUUGGACGGAUAUCCGGUCAAAACUAAUACCAAUAGUAAUACUGCUAUGAGAGGCUAUGGAAUUCCGCAGCAGAAAUUGAUGAACGAGGAAGUGAUGCGAAGGAUUGCAUUCAUUGUCGGAAAGAAGGCGGAAGAUGUGAAAGAGCUCAACUUUUUGCACGAGGGCGGAUUCAACUUUUGCGGACAGCAGAUUCGCGAUGAUGCUUUGAUCGAAUGUUGGCGAGCGUGCAAGCAACUCAGCGAUUUUGAGAAGCGCGAGAAGCUCGUUGACGAGUUUAACAAAAGCUCGAAAUUGGCGAAGCGCGGCCUCGCCAUUUCCACAGUCCGAUUUGGUCUUCCCCAUCCGGGACCAUCGCAUGGAUCGGCGUCGGUUUUGAUCAACAUCGAUGGUAGUGUUCAGUUGACGAUCGGCGGAACCGAAAUGGGUCAGGGUUUGAACACGAAAAUGAUGCAGGUGUGCGCCGAAGCGUUGAAUCGGCCCAUCGAUGAAAUCGCGAUCAUCGACACGAGCACCGAUAAGCUUGUGAAUGCGCCGGAAACCGGCGGCAGUCAGAAUGCCGAUGUUCACGGGCUGGCGGUGAAGGCCUGCUGCGAUCGCCUCCUUCAAGGAUUGAAGUCGAUUUUGGAGAAGAAUGACGGCGAUUGGCAUAAGGCGGUGAUUGAAGCGUAUGGAAAAGUCGUGCCACUUCAAUGCACCGAAUAUGGACACGUGAAACGUGCUGAAUUUGGAGUGAAACCUCAUGAAACGCCAUACACGACGACUGGAGCAUGCGCCGUCGAGGUGGAAAUUGAUUGUCUCACUGGAUUGAACAAGCUUCGACGCGUCGACAUUGUGAUGGAUGUUGGUGAGAGCUUGAAUCCGGCGAUUGACAUUGGACAAAUUGAAGGCGCAUUUAUGCAAGCUUAUGGAUUGGUGACAAGCGAGAGGAUCACAUUUGACGCCGCUGGAAAGCUGGAGCAGGCGAGCCUUGGGAAGUACAAGGUACCCAGAGCUGAUCAGGUGCCGCCGGUGUUCAACGUGAAACUUCUCGGCGUUGAGAAGCAUAAGAACACCCAAGUGUAUUCAUCAAAGGGAAUCGGCGAGCCGCCGCUGAUCAUGUCGGCCGGUGCCAUCCAUUCGGCGUUGAUGAAGUCGAUCGAAUCGCAACGCGCUCAGAAUGGAAUCGGGGGAUUUGCGGCGAGCGUCAGUCCACUACACGCUCAGCAGAUCGUCGAUUUGUGUAAUGCCUAA
Molecule: messenger RNA, 3744 nt
Organism: Caenorhabditis bovis
Lineage: Eukaryota; Metazoa; Nematoda; Chromadorea; Rhabditida; Rhabditidae
Source: the annotation of a GenBank genome assembly